This is a messenger RNA of Mugil cephalus (flathead mullet), 1822 nucleotides long. It is a transcript of the gene gtf2e2, whose product is annotated as general transcription factor IIE, polypeptide 2, beta. NCBI's taxonomy places the organism in Eukaryota, Metazoa, Chordata, Actinopteri, Mugiliformes, Mugilidae. Gene Ontology annotation, cellular component: transcription factor TFIIE complex. Gene Ontology annotation, biological process: transcription initiation at RNA polymerase II promoter. The record is from RefSeq and is a predicted model, not a curated record. The transcript is spliced from 8 exons. Bases 386 to 1249 code for a protein of 287 amino acids.
AACCGGAAAUUAUUUAGUCUAGAUCCUGGUGGUAGGAUAUUGACUUUGUUGUGUUUCGCUUGUUUAGAAGAAGCUAUACAAAGACAACAAAUAACUAAAAACCAGAGAACAAUAAUAGAUUUUCCUCCAAGGUUUUGAAACAUUGGGAUCGGAAUGAUCGAUAUUUCAGUAUCAGUCCGCACACGACCGCAACAAACGGAAGUGCAGCAUGAGUGAAAAAGAGAUGUGGAUGAAGUUAGUAGGCUAACGUCAACUCAUAAUACACUUGAAUCAGCGUGGAGGGACGUCGUUUUGCUGAAGAAGGCUCGUAUUUUAUCUGCUUCGUGAUUACCGCGUCCUCUUGGACUAACCCGGUACUUUCUCUGGUUGAGAACAGGAACAAAGGAUGGAUCCAGCUCUACUGAGGGAGCGAGAGCUGUUCAAGAAGAGAGCGCUUUCCACUCCAACUGUAGAGAAGAGACAGACUGCGUCCGACUCUGGGUCACACAAGAAGAAGAAACCCAAAGUAGAAAAAGAGGGCUCCUCUGGGUUCAAACACGGCACUGAAUCCAGUAAUGGCAACAUCAACAUCAAGGCGAGUUCUGGAUACAAGUUUGGCUGCCUGGCCAAGAUAGUCAAUUACAUGAAGACCAGGCAUCAGAACGGCGACACACACUUUCUGACUCUGGAGGAGAUUCUGGACGAGACCAAACUUCUUGACAUCAGCAUGAAACAGAAACAGUGGCUCAUGACUGAGGCCUUGGUCAACAACCCAAAAAUCGACGUCCGGGACGGUACAUACGGCUUCAAGCCCAAGUACAACCUGAAGGACAAGAAAGCCUUACUGAGACUCCUGGACAAACACGACCAGCUGGGCCUGGGAGGAGUGCUGCUGGACGACGUGGAGGAGGGGCUGCCCAACUCGGCCAAGGCCAUCAAGGCUUUGGGGGAUCAGAUCAUCUUUGUGACAAGACCAGACAAGAAGAAGAUCCUUUUCUACAAUGACAAGCACUGCCAGUUUGCAGUAGAUGAAGAAUUUCAGAAGCUGUGGAGGAGCGUCCCGGUCGACUCCAUCGAUGAGGAGAAGAUUGAGGAGUACCUGAAGAAACAAGGCAUCUCCUCCAUGCAAGAAACAGGACCAAAGAAAGUGUUACCAGUUCAGAAGAGAAAGAAGCAGAGUGGCCAGAGGAAGAGACAGUUCAAGACCCACAACAACCAUUUGGCGGGAGUGCUGGAGGACUAUUCAGACGGAGUGCCUGUGAAGAAGUGAAAUCUUCUCACUGAAAAACGGCUGGAGAUGGAGGAGACCCUGGCCCCACUACGAUAAAGACAUUUAAUGGCAGUCUGUGAUGUCAGACAAACUAGCUUAUUUUACUUUCUUCCCAUUCCCCCUGUGAAUUACUUGGAGUCAAUAGCAACUGUGUUGUGGAAUUGUUUUUUUUUUCUAAGUCAGUCGUACCAGAAAUACGCUGGAAGGAGGAAAAAAAAGUACAAAGAUGCUGUUUGAAAACACAUAACUCCUGACAGGGGACGCCACAGUCAUACUGUUAAAGUGUAAAUACAUUUUGCCCUCAUUUCAUUUAGUUUGUUGCAAAGAGGCGUGUGAAAAGAUUUAUUUCAAUGGUUAACAGUUGUCUGAUGGCUGCUUCCCGUCGUCUAAUGGGAGCUGCAGUGGAAAGUCGCCGUGUGGUGCGCAGCGCAUCGCCCUGAAGCCUCGGCCGGCAUCAAACAUCUUCAACUUCUGAUUCAAAACAUGUAAAUAUGUUACACCGUAGCACCGAGGCGUGGGGGUUGAAAAUGAGGACUUUUUGAACUGAUUUUAAUAAAGGACAUUAUUACACAA